Messenger RNA from Punica granatum (pomegranate), 1525 nucleotides. The record is from RefSeq and is a predicted model, not a curated record. NCBI's taxonomy places the organism in Eukaryota, Viridiplantae, Streptophyta, Magnoliopsida, Myrtales, Lythraceae.
UUCUAUGCGAAGAGCGCUCUCUCUCUCUCUCUCUCUCUCUCUCUCUCUCUGGUCAUCGGUUUCUUCAGCCAUUGGAGCUAGCACGAAGGAGCUCGGACGCGCGGGGAAUAAACGGGCGAUCCGCAAAUGGAGGAGCCUGAAAAGGUCCUCGACCUCAGCAGUUUCCAGCUCCACGACCUCGACUCUGUGGAGCUGCCACCGGACCUGACCGAGCUCGACCUCACCGCCAACCGCCUCACGAGCCUUGACCCUCGGAUCGGCCGCCUGUCCAGCCUCAAGAAGCUCUCCCUCCGCCAGAACCUGAUCGACGAUGCCGCCGUCGAGCCCCUCUCCCACUGGGACGCUCUGUCCGGCCUCGAGGAGCUGGUGCUCAGGGAUAAUAAACUCAUGAAGAUACCUGAUGCCAGCAUAUUCAAAAGGCUUUUGAUUUUUGAUGUCUCUUUCAAUGAAAUUUCCUCUCUAAGUGGAGUGUCCAAGGUCUCAAACACUCUCAAGGAGCUCUAUGUAUCAAAGAAUGAAGUAACUAAGAUAGAGGAGAUUGACCACCUCGUUGAACUGCAGAUGCUCGAACUCGGUUCCAAUCGCUUACGGGUAAUGGAGAACCUACACAAUUUUACAAAAUUACAGGAGCUAUGGCUGGGACGUAAUCGUAUCAAACAAGUAAACCUGUGUGGCCUCAAAUGCGUUAAGAAGAUUAGCUUGCAAAGCAAUCGUCUGACCUCAAUGGCUGGGUUUGAGGAAUGUAUUGCUCUUGAAGAGUUAUACUUGAGUCACAAUGGUAUUGCAAAAAUGGAGGGCCUAUCAACAUUAGUCAACCUUCGUGUAUUAGAUGUGUCAUCGAAUAAGCUGAAGUCCAUUGACGACAUUCAAACUCUGACCAGGUUAGAUGACCUGUGGUUAAAUGAUAAUCAGAUAGAAUCACUCGACAGCAUUGCUGAAGCUGUUUCUGGUUCAAGAGAGAAACUUACCACUAUCUACCUGGAGAACAACCCAUGUGCGAAAUCUCCAAGCUACACUGCCACACUGAAACAGAUCUUCCCAAACAUCCAACAGAUUGACUCAGAAAUAAUUGCUUAAAACAUUUUGGGGUCCUAUCAUCUUGGUUAUGAAGUCUUUGUGCACAGCAAGAUAGCAAAAUAUGUUUUGGGUAAUCUUUCCAUCUUUGUAAUGGUGGCAUUUGGCAUCUGAGAUGAUCAUGGGUAAUAUCUUUUUCGUUUUCCCGGCAUUUGUAACUGUAAUGUGUUCUCUUUGCAGGACUUAUGUUGGGCUAGGAGUCAAGACUCUGGUUUUAUAUAUUCCAUGAGUUUAAAAAACAGCUUUUGUGAAUUUGAAUCGUCGUGCUUUUGUGAAGAUGCGAGACUUGGCACCGUUAGAAUUUUAACUUUAAAAUUCCAGAAAAUUUCUUUUAUAUUCGGACUUACUUGAUACUGAUCCAUAUCUUAGCUUGACUUGAUGUGAAGAAUUAUAUGCAUGACUAUUGGAAACUUGUGUUUUCCUACAAUACAAAUGUUACACACAACAGAGA